AAAAUUUUAAUUAUGUAAGUAAAAGCUUCUUUUUAAUCGAGUUAAAAUAAUACAUAUAGGUUCAUCCCGCCAGCCCAGAGCUCAAAAUUCCAUUCCAUGAAUGGCGUUUUUACUCUUAAAAUCAUGCAUCAAAAUGCACAAUCUCUCAAGAAAAUUCCGUACGCUACCAACACUCACUUUGCAGACAAUUUUCUUGCACCGCAUCAACCACUUACUUCACUUCAAUGUGGAAAGAUUUUACAAUCAGUCACCAACACCAAAUCUCUCGCCAAAGGCCGGCAACUACACGCUUAUAUCAUUACCUCUGGCACUCUUCAAAAUAACACCUACCUAAGCACAAAACUCGCUGUUUUUUAUGCAAAUUGUGGUCACAUGGCCAGUGCCCAAGUAAUCUUUGAUGGGAUUGUUUUGAAAAAUUCUUUCUUGUGGAAUUUUAUGAUUAGAGGCUAUGCUUGCAAUGGUUUUCCAAUGAAAGCUCUUGUUUUGUAUCAGCUAAUGUGGAGUUUUGGGCAAAAGGCGGAUAAAUUUACGUAUCCUUUUGUGAUUAAGGCGUGUGGUGAUUUCUUGAAUGUGGAAAUUGGUAGGAAAUUUCAUAGUGUGGUGAUGGUUACUGGUUUUGAUUCAGAUAUUUAUGUGGGUAAUGCUCUUCUUGCAAUGUACUUGAAGUUUGGAGACAUUAAGGUUGCAAGGAUGUUGUUUGAUAGAAUGCCUGUGAGAGAUUUGACUUCUUGGAAUACCAUGAUAUUGGGUUAUGUUAAGAAUGGUAAACCGAAGGAGUCUUUGGCCAUUUAUGAAUUAAUGAAGCAAACUGAAUUGCUUGCAGAUGACAUGACUUUGAUCGGUCUCCUUUGUACUUGUGGUGAACUAGUUGCAGAUAAGCAGGGGAAAGAGAUUCAUGGUUAUGUUGUUCGAAAUAGGUACGGGCUUUAUAAUUUUUUUUUGAUGAACUCUCUUAUUGAAAUGUAUUGUAAGUGCAAUUCCAUGAUCAAUGCAAGAAGAUUGUUUGAGAAAAUGGCAUGGAAAGAUACUGUGUCAUGGAAUUCUAUAAUUUCUGGCUUUGCACGAACCAAAGAUGCUUUUGAAAGCUUAAGGCUUUUCUGUAAAAUGGUUUCGGAAGGAGCUGAACCUGAUCAAGUCACGUUUAUAACUGUGCUUGGGGCAUGUGAUCAGAUCACAGCCUUGCAAUUUGGAAUGUCUGUCCACUCAUACCUUACUAAGAAAGGGUUUGCUGGAAUCACCAUUGUGGCAACAGCACUUAUAGACAUGUAUGCUAAAAGUGGAAAUUUGGCUUGUUCACGUAACGUUUUUGAUGAGACCCCUGUGAAGAAUUUGAUUUGUUGGAGUGCUAUGAUUUCUGGAUAUGGCAUUCAUGGGAUGGGGAGAGAAGCUAUUUCUCUCUUUAGUGAAAUGAUCAAGCAUGGUAUCAUUCCAGAUGAGGGUGUUCUUACUUCAGUUUUGUCAGCUUGUAGCCAUACAGGAAUGGUUGCUGAAGGUCAAGAAAUCUUUGACAGAGCGAUAAAAGAUUAUAAUGUGAAGCCUGUAGUUGCUCAUUAUUCAUGUUUGGUGGAUCUUCUUGGCCGAGCAGGACAGUUAGAUGAAGCACACAAGCUUAUCAGGACCAUGGAAGUUAAUCCCUCCAGUGAUAUAUGGGCUGCACUCCUUAAUGCUUGCCGGUUGCAUCGAAAUGUUGAGUUAGCAGAGAUCUCUGCACAAAAACUUUUUGAUAUAAGUGCAAGAAAGGUGGGUGGCUAUAUUUGCCUUUCCAAUAUUUAUGCCGCUGAGAAAAGAUGGGAUGAUGUAGAAAGAGUUAGAGCAUUGAUGAGAGAAAGGGGGUUAAUGAAACCACCUGGCUGUAGCUUUGUUGAGUUAGACAAGAUGGUUCAUCGGUUCUUAGUUGGAGAUAAAUCACAUCCACAAAUAGAAGAUAUAUAUGCUAUGUUAAAGCAUUUGAAUCAGCUACUCAAGGAAGCUGGAUACAAGCCUGAUACAAGUUCUGUAUUCUAUAAUGUAAAUGAAGAAUUAAAAGAGAAGAUGCUUUGGGAUCACAGUGAAAGAUUGGCAGUUGCGUUUGUUCUCAUUAAUACAGGCCCAGAAACCAUCAUAAGAAUCACAAAGAACCUUCGCGUAUGUGGGGAUUGUCACACUGUACUAAAGAUGAUUUCUAAACUCAUGUGUCGAGAAAUUAUUAUGCGGGAUAUCCGUAGAUUCCAUCACUUUAGAGAUGGAUUUUGUUCUUGUGGUGAUUACUGGUAAGUGAAUAUAAUCAAAAGCCAAUUGCACAUCUGGUGAGAUACCGAUAAUGGAGAUUCUUUUAUUCAACAGCAGAUAUCAUAAAAGGUUGUAACACAGCCCUAGAAGAGCAUGUUGUUAGCAUUAACAUUCUCUUUCCCCCAAUGGAUACAAUUUUCACUUGAAGAAUAGGGAUUUGAUCCUGUUAAACAAACCAGCAAGUAGACCAGCACUAGAAGAAUCAACUCUCAUAUCUGUCUCUUUAUCCCAGGGGAAGGGUGCCAUUGGCUUGCUUGCUUCAAGAAGAACUUCAAUUGGAAUCUUUGGUUUUGAUUGUUCCAAUGGACCUAUUUCCUGGUUGUACUUUUGCGGGUCUGGACAGUAAUCCUGAGAACAAAUAUGAAUGUUAUUAGGAAAGGUAUAGAAAUUAACAUCCAGAAUAUGCUGUGUUUGUCUAGGAGGUGCUUACCUGGUCAGCAUGCAUUUUCUUCACAAACGUCUUGAAUAUCUUAAAAUUGUUUUCUUGUAAUAGAUCAUCUGAUAAGCGCAGGUAUGUCAGCCCAUACAUCCUCAAUUUUGGUAGGCCGUUCUUGUUGACGCCAUGAGGCCUAACAUUUAAUAGCAUUUGAUUGUAAGCUGUUGCAUCAUAUCUUGAAAGUGCAUUCUCUCCUGCAACCUCAAUGUUCUCUCUCCAACCCCCACUCAAAACCUGCACUUACAUGAGCAAGGCAUCAAUGAAUCAUGACUUUAAUAUGAAAAUGGUGGAAUUUAAAUUUUAUCUACUUUCAUAGUAAUUACUUUGGAAAGUUUUCUUAGAUUUGUUGCAUUGAUCAUUAAGUGUAUUUUGGUUGAGGGCUAAGAUUUAUCAUGCAAGUGUUCAAGAGGUUAUCAGGGAUGACAAGCAUGUAAUUUAAAGUUUUCACCUGCUGAACAAGUUCCUGAGGUCCACUUUUCGCAUUGUCAGGUUGUUCUGUGUCCUUCAUCUCAAGGCACGUGAAAUUCAAAAUUGCAUGAUGCCUUGAUAUCAUCCUUGCAAUGGGUCUGUAUCCAUCUCUUUCACACAAGUUAUAAUAUCCUGCAGUAAGCUCUGCAGCGUGAUUGUCAACUUUGUACCACCAAUGUAUUCCAGAUACCUGUCUUGACAAUAGAAUAUGAUAUGAUUAUUAUUGGUUUCUACCAAGUAAUGAAGAAAGAAAAAACCUUGUGAAAAAUACCUUAGCUGCUAAUUUGACUUUACAGCCCAGGAAAGCUUUGUUGGCUUCUUCAAGGAUAUCAUCUCCAUGGAUCAGUAAUCUAUUGGAAUACCAAGUCAAGAAGAAUUUUCCUUGUUCAGUAAGGUACGUUCCAUUUGUUUGAAAGAACCCUGUUUUUUCAGGCGUGUCAUUGUAUUCCCCUGCAUCAUCAGGCAACUCCCAGUCAGGGUGGCCUGCAAUUGUUGCUGCUUCUUUGAAUUCUGCUUUGAGAUAUUUGUCAUAGCA
Jatropha curcas is the source of this 3707-nucleotide messenger RNA. Lineage: Eukaryota; Viridiplantae; Streptophyta; Magnoliopsida; Malpighiales; Euphorbiaceae. The record is from RefSeq and is a predicted model, not a curated record.